Molecule: messenger RNA, 1087 nt
Organism: Zymoseptoria tritici IPO323
Lineage: Eukaryota; Fungi; Ascomycota; Dothideomycetes; Mycosphaerellales; Mycosphaerellaceae
Exons: 2
Coding region: 41-1087 (348 amino acids)
Molecular function (GO): NAD+ binding
Source: RefSeq, a predicted model, not a curated record
UCCCAGAACUCUCGGUGUGGUCUUCGGAAUUGACCCUUCCAUGUUCAUCGAGGAAGAAGACGAGGAGAUCUUCCUUCGUCUUCUCGGUCAUGCCAUCUUCCGUGCAUACUACAAACGGAAGAAGCUGCCGCAAUACAACACCAUCGACGAUGUCGCCGCCCUCAUCCAACGCAGCAACAAGAUCAUGGUCAUCACCGGCGCCGGCAUCUCCACCUCCCUAGGCAUCCCUGACUUCCGCUCCAAACACACCGGCUUCUACUCCAAACUCGCCGAUAUAGGCUAUUCAGAACCGGAAGAAGUCUUUGACAUCCACAACUUCGACGAGGAUCCUUCCAUCUUCUACGGUCUGGCGGGUGACAUCUUGCCGGACCAUCAACGCAUCUCGCCCACCCACGCCUUCAUCCGAUUACUACAAGACAACAACCGCCUACAAACGAACUUCACACAGAACAUAGACAAUCUGGAGGCUUUGGCGGGCAUCGACCCCUCCCGCCUCAUCCAAUGCCACGGCUCCUUCGCCACGGCCAGCUGUCGCAAAUGCAAACACCAAGUCCCCGGAACAGACAUAUAUCCCGACAUCCGCGCCAAACGCGUACCCAUCUACGACGACAUCCCUACACCCGGCGUUCUGAAACCCGACAUCACCUUCUUCGGGGAAGCCCUCCCGGACGUCUUCUUCACCCGCUUCACCACCAUCGACGCGCCCACCACGGACCUGGUCCUCAUCCUUGGCACAUCCUUGCAAGUCGCGCCCGUAUCGGAUAUGCCAAACUUCCUCCCGCACGGCGUUCCGCAUGUAUACGUGAGUCGGGAGAGAUUGCGGCAUGUGGCGGUUGACGUGCAGCUGUUGGGCGACUGUGAUGUUGUGGUGGGAGAGUUGUGUAAGAGGCUCGGGUGGAGUUUGGAGGGGAUGGAGGGAUUGGUUGCGACUGGGGAGAAGGCGGAAGGGGAGGUGGAGGUUGUGAAGAGGGUUGGGGAGGAUGGGGUUGAGGAAGGGCAUGUUUGGUGGGUGAGGAAGAAGGUGGUGGAGAAUGCAAAUGUUCAGGCGAAGGAAGGCGAGCAAGCGAAGGAGGGCUCAUCAGAGUAG